Messenger RNA from Vollenhovia emeryi, 5942 nucleotides. RefSeq names its product single-stranded DNA-binding protein 3 (gene Ssdp). The transcript has 14 exons. Gene Ontology annotation, cellular component: nucleus. Bases 1115 to 2374 code for a protein of 419 amino acids. Gene Ontology annotation, molecular function: single-stranded DNA binding; protein binding. The record is from RefSeq and is a predicted model, not a curated record. Gene Ontology annotation, biological process: positive regulation of transcription by RNA polymerase II. Lineage: Eukaryota; Metazoa; Arthropoda; Insecta; Hymenoptera; Formicidae.
GCGUUAUUAUGUACGUGGUGCGGCCGCAGUGAUACACCGUUCCCGUGUUGCGAGACGCUUGCGGGUCUGAGCGCGCGCGCGACAAAGCGAGACUCGCCGAGGCCGAGAGCCGCGUCCGGCGGCGGCAACGACGGAGACGAGCCAGAGAGCCCGUCCUCGAUACGAUCCCCGCGGUUGCGAUGCGCGGUGGGCGAGCGGCGCGAGCCGAGGCGACGACAGCGACCGUAGCGAGCGGGCGUACGGUGUGAAGUGAGCGGGCGACGGCGACGUCGCGAUCGCGAUCGAAGACAAUAGGACGCGCGCGUGCGGCAACGCGAGACCGUGGCACGAUACCGGAAGGACUGCGAGGUUGUGAGAGGCAAGUGCGAUGAGGACUUCGGCGACAACAGCGGCGGCGACGACGACGACGACGGCGACGGCGACGACAAGGCGCCCCCAGCGACGCACCUGAGCCGCUCUGACGAUUACGACGACGGCGGCGGCGACGACGACGACGUCGUCGUGAUGCGUCGCACCGUGUCGCUCCAGUACCGCGCAGCAGCAGGCACCUCGCUCCAGUUGUGACGCGACGUGUUGGUGACGUGACGCGACGCGACGUAAAGCGGGACGGAGAAGACGUUCUUCUCGUCAGUGCGCGAGCGAGUGAGCGAGCGAGACGGAGGGAUUUCGAGCAGGAGAGAAAGAGAGAGAGAGAGAUAGAAACGGAAACACCUCUUUCUGCGUGCAGCGAGUGCAACGGAGACGAGACUAGUGGAGUGAGUGAGUGAGUGAGAGAAACGGUGAAAGAGAGAGAAAGAGGGAGGGAGACGGACGUAGACAGAAAGAGUCGCGCGCGCCGAAGUGUGUGCACCUUCUCCUCGGGUCGCGUUUCGUUUGACACGACGUCGCGCGUCGUCGACGUAAGCACCGCUGUGCGAUCGCCGCUCGCCGCUCGCUCGCUCGAGCGAGCGAGACAGACGCCGUAUACGCGGGGACGGGGACGCGCGUAGCGCGCGCGCGAGAGAGAGUCCCCGAUCUCCCGUUCUUUUCACCACUCGGCCGUUCAGCGGCGCACGAAGGAACGGCGGCGCACUUGUGUUUACGCUAGAAGCAUUGACCGGCCACCACGGCGACCAUGUACGCGAAGGGAAAAGGGUCGUCAGUGCCCUCGGACUCUCAGGCGAGAGAAAAAUUGGCGCUUUACGUGUACGAGUACUUGUUACAUGUAGGAGCACAAAAAGCAGCACAAACGUUCCUGUCAGAGAUUCGAUGGGAGAAGAAUAUUACGCUGGGAGAGCCGCCCGGGUUCUUGCACUCCUGGUGGUGUGUCUUUUGGGAUCUGUACUGCGCGGCGCCCGAGAGAAGAGAUUCUUGCGAACACAGCAGUGAGGCCAAAGCGUUUCAUGAUUAUGGAUUCGUGAACAGUGCUUACAACGUCAAUGGCAUUGCACAUAAUGCUGGACCGGCCCCAUCUCCGAUUGGUCAAAUGCCACCAAACGACGGAAUGCCUGGUGGUCCCAUGCCUCCUACUUUCUUCCCAAACAACUCAACAAUGCGACCAUCUCCGCCCACACACCCCUCAUCACAGCCAUCCCCCCAGCACCCCCAGCCACCCCCGCCCCCACACUCGCAGAUGAUGUCCACCCAGUUUAUGGGCCCCAGAUACCCAGCAGGACCACGACCUGGAGUACGUAUGCCACAAAUGGGAAAUGACUUUAAUGGGCCACCGGGACAGCCAAUGAUGCCAAAUAGUAUGGAUCCUACCAGGCAAGGCGAAGCUGGAGAAUUUGUAGGGUGGCAAGGUCCACCAGGAAUGAACCCAAUGAACCCGAGAAUGAAUCCUCCGCGAGGUCCAGGAAUGGGACCGAUGGGCCCGGGCAGUUACGGCCCAGGCAUGAGAGGUCCACCGCCCAAUAGUACUUUGGGUCCAGGUGGGCCAGGGGGUCCUGGAAUGCCGCCGAUGAGUAUGGCCGCUCCGGGUGGUAGACAACAAUGGCAACCCAACACAUCUACGCCAAUGAAUUAUUCGUCGUCAUCGCCGGGCAACUACGGAGGGCCGCCUGGAUCAACGGGUCCGCCUGGACCUGGUACACCUAUUAUGCCUAGCCCACAAGACAGUAGCAACAGUGGAGGAGAAAAUAUGUAUACCAUGAUGAAACCCGUACCUGGAGGAAAUAUGCCGGGUGAUUUUCCAAUGAGCGGCGGACCUGAAGGCGGUCCAAUGGGACCCAUGGGUCCUAAUACAAUGGGUCCUGUUCUAAACGGUGACGGUCUCGACGGGAUGAAGAACAGUCCAGCGAACGGUGGUCCUGGUACACCACGGGAAGAUAGCGGCAGCGGAAUGGGUGAUUAUAAUCUGGGUGGAUUCGGAGCUCCUGGAGAGAAUUUUUUUUAAAAAAUCAAGUCGUCUUGGAGCCAGCCCCGAGUAGAUGCCGUAGACUUCGCACGUGGUGUGCCGGUUAUAUACAUGUAAUGCGGAAAAGCAUCGUACGCGGAUUCGCUGCGUAUUCACGUGUUCCAUGGUGCGUUCCGGCUCUAGUUUCGCUAUAGUCCGGCACAUGUAGUUUCGACAGUGGUUCAAGCUCGUAGAGCAAGCCAGAGCGAAAGAGAAAAGAAAAGUAACGAUACUCGUGUCAAACGCAGCGUAACGUGCGGCCGUUAUCGAUUGCUCCUGCUCGAUUAGGAUUAGCACUUAAGCGCUCAUUAAUUGAACCGCUAUCAUUAAACGGCGCAGAUACUCGAACAACGAUUAUUCUUACACGCGCGCCUCGCCGUGUCUAGGAAUACGAUAUGUAUGCUUUCUCUAAAUACUCAAAAGGUUGCAAGACUAGGUAUAUUCAUUUUCUUAAUUUUCUUUUUUUUUACGUUUUACUAUGAUUACACCAGGGAUUGAAAACGGUAUUUAAACAAUUUUGUUUCAAUUGCCUGUCGGAAUUUUCCAGUUGCAUAAUUGAAAUAUAUUAAACGACAUAUCAUAUAAUAUAUAAUGAUCAAGAUAAAAACGAUGUUAUUACCGUUAUAUUAUUUAAAGGAUCGCUAAUUUAUAAAUAUUGAAUUGACUACUUUUACCUUUUCCUUUCACAACGUAUAGAUUCGCCGUUUCGGGUUUAUGUAGCAUUAUCGCGUUUUACGUAGAAUGGCGUAAUGAAAGGUGCUUGUCGUUGCGAGAUUUUAUAAGAGCGAGUGUACACACGGUACCGUGGCACUUGCUAGUAAAAUUCUUUCGAUCUUCAGUCCCUGGAUUAUGCCUAUUACUUAAUUACGGAAGCUAGUUAAUAUUUACUUAAGAUUUUGUCAGAUUAUUUUCUAUUAUUUAUAUUUAUUUGACAAUUAUACGUAGGUCGUAAGUAAAGGUGCCUGAAAAAUCACGUGAAGAUUGUUACACGAGACACGAGAGUACACGCAUACAUGUACCAACACGUACGCACAUACAUACACGCAGGACACGCAUACACACACGAUAGGAUAUACGUAUAUGAAUUAUCCGCUACUGUGAUUACUGAUCGCAUACUUAUUAAUCGAUUUUUACGCCCUUGUUCUCUUUUUUUUUACUCUCUUUUGAACGCACCAUCCUGAGUUGUACUGACAUUUUGAUCUUGUCCUUGCAUUGCAUUAUAAAGUUAGCGAUACGAACUGUAAACGGUUUUACGGCAGGUGAGGACCUCCCCGAGAGGAGGGGGUGUCCCGCGCGGUCUCUUUACACCAACGUGAAUCUUUAGCAGUCUCGACUCUCACAGAUCUUGCAACAACGAGACUCUGAUAGUAAGGUGAACGGUCUAGACAGGCUCGCGGACCGGGUCCCUCCAACUAUUUGCUCACAGCCCGUUCCCGAUGUGGCGGGAGCGGGCGUUCUGUCCUUCUCGCAGCCGUCGUUAACAUUGCGGAUGGAAAUUGAUACGCACGUACUCAGUCGCGAGAUACACGCGGAUUACCGUUUCUCGCUCGCGGAGCAAAGUCGGCGCGAACGCGUGAAAAGAAAAGCGACGAUUUUAACAGUGAUUUUAACGAGGGGAGCUGCUCUCGCGCGUUACGGUAGAGCCUCUCCGGUAGCUAGCUCGCGUUCCAGGUGGGAAUGUCCAGAGUUUCGGGACGAUUAGAUCAAACUACCGCGUCGUGGCUUCUGAUCGCUCUCUCGCGGAGAGUCCGCGAAUAUCUUGUGCGAUAAUGCAAAUGCGUUGAAUUAAUUGAGAGUCGUUCCUACUUGAAAUCGAUCAACGCGCGUCUCGCGACCCGCUAGUGCUUAGUUUCGCCGUCGUUUCUCGUGCAAAGCAUGUAAAGCUCGUCACUUGCUCAAUUUUUAGCGUCACCGUCGUAGGGACGGAAGGUGGAAUCUCUUUCGAAAACUCUUUAGUCUUUUAACGUACUAUUAAUCCGUCGCGCCUCGGGCGCGACUCGAGCAACGAUAAUUGAUGUAAAUUAAUCGUAGCUUUCACCUUUGACACCGGUAGCCGUUUUGACAUUGUACUACGGUGGUUGAGGCGGAUUUCUCAGCGAAGGUAGUUUCGACAGCUUCGAGAUUACGCGGUAUAUUAGCGAGGCGAAGUGGUUCACUGCAGGUAGCUUAAACGAAGUACUUGAGAGAUAAAGAGGUAUAUAAGAGAAAUAUAUAUUAUAUAUAUGUAUGAUAUAUGUAUGUAUAUAUAAUAUAUAUGUAUAUAAUAUAAAUAUAUGCAAACGUUAAUAUUUUUGUAUGAAUAUAAGAUACAUAGACGUGCGAGUACUGAACCUUAGAGAGCGAGUAAUAGAUAGAGAAAAACGGAAGAUAAAAUGCGAUGAGGGUGAGAAGCGAGAGAUUUCCCGGAAUCCAUCCGUCCGCAUUGAUUAUAGGUCAGUACUGGACUAUACUGUGCUGCUAUUAGUUAUGUUUAAAUUAACUUAUAGUGCCGAGACAUCGAUGGAAUUUUAUGUAAAAAGAAAAAGAGGAAGAAAUACACGGAGAGAAUGCGGGUGAGAGGGAGAGAGAGAGGGAGAGAGAGAGAGAGAGAGAGAAAAGAGGAGUGAAUGUGCGUAUGCGCAAGUGCAUGCUCUGGGACCAAACGGCAAGACGCUGCAAGUGUUUUCUUUUUUUAUUUAUUUAUUGUCCCGUUGUGUAAGCUCGUUUUUUCUUUUUUUUCUUUUUUUUUACAAAAGCUACCUCGCUGCGAACGUUCUUGGGCGUUCCUUAACGCUUUUCAUCUCGGUUUGGGAUCGUGGAUUAACAGGUCGUUUACGAAAACAGGGUGUUUUGCUUCACACCAUAUAUGUUGUCGUACAAAAAAAAGAAAAAGAAAAAUGUGCGCGAGUGUACGUGGCGCAGGUGAUGAGUGGCCUCGCGAUGAUAAAAGUGACGAAUCUGUUAAUUGUUUGACUGCGACUAGUCGCGCGGACGACCUGGUGGCGGGUUUUUAUCUUGUAAUUCAAGCUUGGUCAUUUGAACUAAUCGGAAUUGUUUGCCGCCUGACACGUGAGACAAUUGCAGGAUAGCCUAGGCAGAGCGCACCGCUUGCCGGAUAUUCCCGGAUAUUCUUGCCGUCUUGCCGUUUUAAGCCCAUACGUCUAAAACGGAGAAAAGAAAGUACACGCGCGCUUGUGGAAAUCGCAUAAUCUUUUCUUUUUGAUGCGAGGACGUACAAGACGAGUCAAUGAGUGAAGGAUAAAAGCUCGGCAAAAGCGGCGCAUUGAGGGUACGAAGCUCGAACGCGACUCGUAUGGCAAGUCGAAAUUUUGUCUCGGUGUUGCGCCGUCAUAUUUUUCUUUCUUCUUCGAACGGAAGCAACGUCGACCCACCCCGGCGACGUUGUUCCACGUUCAUCAGCGGUAGAGACUCGCGGAACGGACGGGCGCGGUUUGGUACCCUUAAUGCCAAUUUACUUGAUAUACUCCUCGUUGUAAGCCGAAUCUAUUCGCUGAAUGGUAACAUAAUUAAUAUAUGCCUAUAAGCCAGGCGAGAUCGAGACAAUAAAUGUAAUCCUGUUACACUGAGA